Aspergillus aculeatinus CBS 121060 is the source of this 1716-nucleotide messenger RNA. RefSeq names its product putative long-chain-fatty-acid-CoA ligase. The record is from RefSeq and is a predicted model, not a curated record. Gene Ontology annotation, biological process: fatty acid metabolic process. Gene Ontology annotation, molecular function: medium-chain fatty acid-CoA ligase activity. Lineage: Eukaryota; Fungi; Ascomycota; Eurotiomycetes; Eurotiales; Aspergillaceae. The coding region runs from base 1 to 1716 and encodes 571 amino acids. The transcript has 5 exons.
AUGUCUUCAACAGUUGCACCCAAAUCAAUCGUCCAUGGACCGUUCCACCCCCCUCUGAAGCUCUGCACAAUCAGCCAGCUUCUCCGCCAACACGCCGACCGAGUUAACACCCGCCGAGCGGUCGUUGAAGUACAGUCCGGGGCACGAUUGACCUACCACGAUCUCGAGAUCGGGACCAAGCAGAUCGCACGAGCCCUAAUAGCCAACGGGGUUCAACGCGGCGAUCGGAUUGCUAUCUUCCUCGGAAACUGCGAAGUCUACGUGGAGAUCUUCUUUGCGGUUGCCAGGAUCGGGGCGGUGGCAGUCUUGCUUCACGGGACGUACACCCCAAAUGAAGCGCGGAAUGUGCUGCGAACCACCGAAUGCUCUACCUUGUUCAUCUCGAGUGGUCUCGGAAAUAGAGGCUCGCGUGCCUUUCUAAGCUACCUCGAAGAAUCCAACAUGUCACUGGCUGUCGAUGUGCCAUCGGUGAAGCGCAUUGUCUUAGUUCAUGACGAUCACCCAGAUGGCAGUUGCUUGACUUUCUGGACAAGAUUUCUCGUCAGUGGGGAUACAGUGAGCCCGUCGCGGCUCAGUCAGCUCGAGGAUGAGGUUGGCGGUGACACAGUAUGCAGCUUUCUCCUGACGAGCGGAACCACCGGCGUCCCCAAGGUAGCUAUGUUGACACACGCGAACAUCAUCAACAAUGCCUUUCUGGCAGGGAAUCACAUGAGCCUGACCGAGGAAAGUAUCAUCUGCAACCCACUGCCCCUGUUUCAUUCCGGGGGCCUGAUACUCGGCCUCAUGACAUGCGUCGUCCGUGGAGCCUGCAUCGUAUUCCCCGCGCCAAGUUUCAGUGCGUCUCGCACCCUCGAUUGCCUCUCAGCAGAAAAGUGCACUGGAAUGCAUGGCGUCCCGACCAUGUUCGCUGCAGUCCUUCGCCACAGGCACCUGCAGCCCAUGAAAGGUCCAAUCCGGCUCAAAAGUGGUCUCAUAGGGGGUAGCGCUCCUUCAGAGGCACUGUGGCUCCAGAUCAAGGAUGAACUUGGUGUCGAGGACUUUUCACUCGGAUACGGAAUGACCGAGACAUCGGGUGCGGUCUUCAUGUCCCCGCCAACGAGCGCGGAUGCGACCCGAAUGCCACGCUCCCUGACGAUUUUGCCUCACACGAGCGCGAAGGUGGUUGACAGCAGGGGCGACAUCGUGACGGUCGGACAACGCGGCGAGCUCUGUGUCUCGGGCUACCUUGUACAGAAGGGAUAUUUCAACAAUGGCGAGAAGACGCGUACGGCCAUGAUCCAGGACGAGAGCGGGACACUGUGGAUGCGGACGGGCGACGAAGCAUUUUUCGACCGCGAGGGAAACUGCUCUGUGACCGGUCGCAUCAAAGACAUUAUCAUCCGAGGAGGAGAGAACCUGUAUCCAACGGAGAUUGAGGAUCGGUUGAGCGAGCAUCCCUCCGUGCAGGGGGCGUGUGUGGUUGGCCUGCCGGACGACUACCUGGGCCAGGUAGUUGCGGCUUUCAUUCAGCAGGAACCAGGGACUGACCGGCCAUCCCUUGAGGAGCUGACUGCAUGGGUCCGCUUGAGUCUGAGUUACCAUAAGGCUCCGGCCCGGGUCUUCUGGCUUGGAGAUGAUGGUCUGCCCAGGGAUUUCCCUCUGUUGGGAAGUGGCAAGAUUCGCAAGAACGUGCUGGAGGAGAUUGGGUGUCAGAAACUGUGUGCAUUGGAUGCUUAG